Molecule: messenger RNA, 1905 nt
Organism: Rhinocladiella mackenziei CBS 650.93
Lineage: Eukaryota; Fungi; Ascomycota; Eurotiomycetes; Chaetothyriales; Herpotrichiellaceae
Exons: 1
Coding region: 1-1905 (634 amino acids)
Cellular component (GO): nucleolus
Molecular function (GO): ATP binding; nucleic acid binding
Source: RefSeq, a predicted model, not a curated record
AUGGCUCCCGAUAGAGGAGCACCAUCUUCAAAGGGCACCUCGUCCCGUGCUUGGGAAGCCCUCACUCCCGCCCUCUCACAAUGGAUCCUCGAUGCCACGUCCUCCAUGAGUUUUUCUCGCAUGACCCCUGUUCAGGCCUCGGCCAUUCCUCUGUUCAUGAGCCAUAAAGAUGUCGUUGUCGAAGCUGUGACAGGGAGCGGAAAGACACUCGCCUUUCUCAUACCCGUGGUGGAACGCCUACUGAGACUGGAAGAACCCAUCAAGAAACAUCAUGUCGGCGCCAUCAUCAUUUCCCCCACGAGGGAAUUGGCGUCACAGAUAUUCAAUAUCUUGUUGUCCUUGCUCGACUUCCAUCCUCCCUCCGCUGCGGCGCGCAAGGCCAUGGACGCUUCAGGCGAAUCGGAGACAGGCGCGGACGCCGGGACCUUCCCCGCGAAUACACCCAAAGUCAUUCCACAACUGCUUUUAGGCGGAUCUACUACUCCUGCACAGGACUUGAGUACGUUUCUGAAGACUUCACCGAAUGUGCUGGUGUCUACUCCCGGACGACUUCUUGAAAUCCUCUCCUCGCCCUACGUUCACUGUCCCCAAUCCUCGUUCGAAACCCUGGUCCUCGAUGAAGCCGACCGUUUGUUGGACCUCGGCUUCAAGGAUGACCUCAGCAAGAUCCUCAAUCUACUACCCAAACAGCGGCGGACCGGCCUUUUCAGUGCCAGCGUCAGUGAGGCGGUUGAUCAAGUCAUACGUGUCGGACUGCGGAAUCCGGUCAGGAUCACGGUCAAAGUGAAGGGCGCAAACGGAGUGGAGGACAAAAGAACCCCGGCAAGUCUCCAAAUGACAUAUGCAGUGACUCCGGCUUCCCACAAAUUUCCCACCCUCGCGGCCUUGCUGCAUCGCUUAGAUUCGUUACCUCUGCGGACGAUUGUAUACCUGUCGACUUGCGCCGCCGUCGACUAUUUCCAAGCCUUGUUACCCGCCAUACUGCCGUCUGAGGCUGCUCUGGUACCUCUCCAUGGUAAACAUCCACCGACUGUCCGACAGAAAAACUUUGUCCGGUUCACCAAUUCCGCCUCUCCAGCCAUUCUCCUGACCACUGACGUUGCGGCUCGCGGUUUAGAUAUUCCGUCCGUCGAUUUGGUCGUGCAGGUUGAUCCUCCUUCCGAUCCCAAAGUCUUCCUCCAUCGAUGUGGUCGGGCCGGACGCGCUGGCCGACGAGGUCUCAGUGUUGUCUUCUUGCUUCCUGGCCGCGAGGAAGAUUACGUGUCCUUUCUGAAUGUCCGGAAGACGCCCAUUGAACCGUUGUCGGAGCCUGACCUUUCUGUUUCCACGGAGGGCUGUCUUGCGGUCGCAGAACAAUUCCGAAAGGCCGUCCUCACAGAUCGAGCACUCCAUGAAAAAGCCCAAAAAGCAUUCGUGAGUUGGGUCAGAAGUUAUUCCAAACAUCAAGCAUCUUCAAUUUUCCGUCUGUCGGAUAUUGACUGGAAUGAUCACGCUGCUGCAUGGGCUCUGUUAAAAAUGCCCAAGAUGCCGGAGCUUAAGAAUUGGGAUAGGACAACGUACGGUCCCCCCCUGAUAGACUGGGCCCACUAUGGUUACAAGGACAAACAGAGAGAGAAACGGCGAAAGCAGGCUCUCAAAGCGGGACCAAUAACGGCCCAACCGGAUGAAAAGAAUGCCAUUCGGAAGAAACGCGGGAGCACGGUGGCUUGGUCCGAGAAGAUCGAGCGGAGAGCAAGUAAAGAAGUCAAGCGCUCCAAGAAAGAGGCAAGAAGAGAGUAUGAACGAGUCGCUAAGAUGACCGAAUCUGAAAAGGAGCAUGAAGCAGAAACUGCAAGAAUGGUUCAACAGAUUCGCCAACAACAGUUGAAGUCGAGUAACGACGACGUCUUCGAAGGCUUUGAGUGA